Molecule: messenger RNA, 4970 nt
Organism: Gasterosteus aculeatus aculeatus (three-spined stickleback)
Lineage: Eukaryota; Metazoa; Chordata; Actinopteri; Perciformes; Gasterosteidae
Gene: cables2b
Product: Cdk5 and Abl enzyme substrate 2b
Biological process (GO): regulation of cell cycle
Source: RefSeq, a predicted model, not a curated record
AUAGAACCUAUUGUUGCAUAACUACUGUUUUGAUUAUCAGAUUGUUUAUAAAACAGAUACUGAAGCCAUGACAUCAUCUAGGAUGAAAGCCACAAAUGUUGACCUAUAGUAAAAAUCAACAUUUCAUCAGAAUGAGAUUUUACAAACAGUCACCAUCAGGGCAAUUGUUAAAUACCAUGCAUAUGACUUAGUUUAAUAGCGAGCUAGCUGCCUGAAGGGCCAUCUUUUUUUAAAGUAAAGUAAAUCCUAAAACGUUACACUCUCUGAUACUAAGUAGUAGAAAGACAAUCUGCUUAUGAUACAAAUAAUAUUGUGUAUUUGUGACAUUGCUCUCAUCUUUUUUUUAAAAAGUAGCCUACUUUAAAAGGGAAAAUCAAUGUUUUUUUAAUGAAAAAGAUAAAUAUAAUUGGUUAAAGUGCACUCUUCACCCUCGUGUUGUGUCUAUUUACAUGCUUGGGCAGCGGGAAGCGCUCGGCGCGUGGCGAGGCGUUAUUCGCGCGCCCCGUCCGGGCCAAUGGGGGAGGAGGAGCGAUGUGACAGCGGGUCUCCAGCCGAGCCACCGGCGCACUUCCUCAGCGGGACGGCGGCAUGGCGGCGAUAACCGCCGCCGUUAGCGGCAAGAAAACGCACGGUAACAGGGAGCACGGCCGGAGGAACCGGGAGAACUCGCGCCGGAGACAAGCCGCUCUUUUGUUUCUCAGCAACAUCUCUUUGGACGGGCGGCCGGUGCGGAGUGAUUCGACCGACCGCGUCGGGAGCCUCCGGCACGGAGACACCGACUUGGAGGCAGCCGUUACCGGCUCUCAGGUGUUGGCCGAGCUGUGUCCGGAGCUCGCGAACGCCGGAAGCUACGGGACAUUCUCCGGCUUGACGGCGGCCGUGAGCUGCGGGGACGUGAAUCCGUCCCCGGCACCGAGGACCGGUCUCCUCGGCAUACCGCCUAUCCUCGUCCUGCCGUCGGACGCGGGCUUCGGGGGCGCGGGCAGCGCGGAGGUCCUGCUGCGGUGCCGCCGGGACUCGCUCCCGUCGCCCGGGAACCUCAACCUGCUCUUGCCGUCCCCGUCCAGCGUCAGCAUGCUGCCGUCGCCUCUGGGACCGCGGAAGUCCUCCACGCUGCUGUCGGUCCAGAGCUGCAACUCCGUGUCCUCAGAGCCGCGGCAAAGGACUCGUAACCUCUCUGGUGGCUCUCCAAGACCUCGACACACCAAGAAGAUCCACUUCAUCAAAAACAUGAAACAGUACGACACGAGAGGCAGCCGAAUCGUGCUGAUCUGUGCAAAGAGGUCUCUGUGUGCGGCCUUCUCCAUUCUGCCCUACGGAGAAAGCUUCUACCUUAGUGACCCGACGUUAAACCACACCAGGAGGAGGCACUCGUCUGGUAACAUCUCCACCACCCUGGAGAUGCUCCCGGGCCUGGAGGGUUUUCAACUGGACACCUACGGCCGGUCUGUGUCGUACGCCCAGUUCCUGUACCCGACCAACGCCCUGGUGAGGCACAAACCGUCGUCGACCUGCGACCUGACGCUGCAGAUUCCAGUUUCCAGGAGUACGCUCAGCAUGCCGGGCAGGAGCUGCCCGCCCAGCAGGCUGAACAGCACUGUGGGACUGGACCUGGGUCUUGAAGAUGUGACGGACUACGACCCGAACCUCCUCAGUGACCCCCAGUGGCCUUGUGGGAAACACAAACGGGUUCUGAUCUUCGCCUCUUACAUGACAACAGUAAUAGAAUACGUCAAACCAUCUGAUCUGAAGAAAGACAUGAACGAGACUUUUAAGGAGAAGUUUCCUCACAUCAAACUCACUCUCAGCAAGAUACGCAGUCUGAAGAGGGAGAUGAGAGUAGUCGGGGAGGAUUGCGGGAUGCAGCCCGUCACCAUCGCGAUGGCGCUGGUCUACUUUGAGAAGCUGGUGCUGCAGGGUCGACUCAAUAAACAAAACAGGAAGUUGGUGUCGGCUGCCUGUAUCCUGCUGGCUGCCAAGAUCAGCAGUGACCUCAAGAAACAGGAGGUCAAACAUCUCAUUGAUAAGCUGGAGGAGCGUUUCAGGAUCAGCAGGAGGGAGCUGAUAUCGUUUGAGUUCACCAUCCUGGUCGCCCUGGAGAUGGCGCUCUACCUCCCUGAGAGCAAAGUCAUGCCACAUUACAGAAAGCUGGUGCAGCUGCAGCAGUCGAAGCAGUGACACAUUGAUCCCUCCCUCCAGGAACUCUCUGCAACCUUCACCUCCAACCCACGAUGGACAGGUGUGUGUGUGUGUGUGUGUGUGUGUGUGUGUGUGUGUGUGUGUACGACCCCUCAAUGGCGCGACAGCACAGAGCACAUCGGCGUCCCUCCCUCUCAAACCAAAGCGACGGCACACUGUGAUCGAUGGUUCAGCAGCACGCCGAUGCCUGGCUCAACGGCACCGUGGGAAUCACUCCUGGUCAAAUUCCUCAUGAGGCUCAAAAUCAUGUCUUCCGUAAACAAAAUUAUGUUUUGUUUUCUUACUAUCUUCUUUGCAGAGGGUUUAGGAAUAGAAGCUAAAUAAACUUUCAUAUUCCUGUUCGUUCCUACCUUGGGUUUCCAAAUAUUUUGAUAACUCAAGAGUUGAAGAAGAAGACGCAGAGACUGUGAUAACAGAGAAAUUAGCGAUAAAGGCCAAAGAUAACGUAUUUUAGUGUAAAUGUGUCCAAUCAUUAAACAAGACGUUGUUUGCAUUUGACAAUCACUGCAUUUCAAAGCAUCUUUAAUCUGAACUUCUGAGUGAUUUCAGCAAAAGUAGCAACAUUUUGAACAACAUUCACUUUUCAUUGUAUAUUUUUCAUUUCCAUUUAAGCGUUAAACUGGUUUCACUGGUCAGGAUUCCAGUUGGGUCUCUCCCUCGCAUUGAUGACGUAGGGUCAGUACCUUUCUGUGUGCAGCUCUGACUUUAAACUGUCGCGGGAGGGUUCACUGGUUCACAGAAGCCGCUUUACUGUAACACAUAUUUACACGUUUAAGUGCCUUGCUUAAGGGCACUCGGAUAUCAGUUGUUUCUAUCUCGUCCGUCCGUGGAUCCAGAGGUUCAAGCGCGCGUCUUUGUCUCCACCUGUCUUCUGUGUUUGGACCUCUGUGUCUCCAGCAGCAGACUGCUGCGCCCUCUGGUGGUCGCAGAGAAGCGCUGCAUCUACACAAAGAUGCUGCCAUGGUGACGAGAAGCGUUCCGAUCACACUGCAACCGGCACCGUCUCUGCUGCAGCGAAACGCUUUCAUGUCAUCGUGUCUUUGGGAGAGGACGGCUUCUUGAGUUGGACAAAGACGGUGUUCGUGUUUGUUGGAGGCAGCUCGCUGUAGCUGCAGACUUCCUGAGGCAACACCAAGUACCAAAAGUACCUUCCUGCUCUUUAACUACUUUAGAAAACUCCCCUUAUUUAUUCUGUUAUUUAUUAUUUUACUGUGUCAUAAAAGGGAAAAAUAUUUAACCAGGUCAAAUCUGCUUCGUCCAAAACCAAAAUGAGUUCUUUUAGAAGUGGUCAGCUUUUAUUAAUGGCGGCCAUGUUGGAUGAGAGAAUAAAGCACAAAUACUUCCUGUCUUGAUUGUGCACUUUUCAUUUUUGUUUCACAAUCCUGACUCUUUAUUUAAUCACUAAGUAUCAAGGACGAUAUUUUUUUUUUUUCAUGGAAUGUGUUAAAUGGUCUUUCACUGAUCUAAUGUGUUGACAGUAAUUUGUUGUAUUUUGGAGCAGGGGAGCUGAUGAUGUUGACUAGAAGAGUCGAUGGGUCACAUGGUAUCAGAUUGUUUUGAAGCUCAGGCUUUAUGUUUUGUAUAUUUCUUUAAACGUGUCCUCUCCUUCUCUGAGUGGGACAAUCAUGCAAAAACUGCCGAGUCAGAAGAGGGAGAGACCGUGUUUGUGUUUCCUUCUAUGCAGCCACUCAUUGUCAUCAGUAAACCAUGCAGCAAUUAUAGUAAAAUCUCCUUCUCUUCAGUAAAAUGACUGUUGUGAGGAACAUUACAGUACAGCAGUACAAAGUUUGUAAAUGAAUUUGGACUAAAACUAUUAUCAUGAAAAAUAAUGUAUUUUGUUUCUUAUACAUUGAAAACAGCUCUACUGAAAUUUAAAUAGUGCAUCGUUUGUAGUUAAGCAGCUAAAACAUGCAGUAGCAUGAAGAGAUGUUGCUGUUAAAGACGGAGGUUUUGGUUGCAGUUUUCUCUCCUGCUGUUUUAAGUGAAGAAGAAUCCAUGCCUCAUUGUUUGCACUGUGACACUGAGUGCGUUUGUGUAUUUAAACUUAUCGUUUUCAAGUCCAAAGGGGAAAAAAGGGUAUUUUGUCAAUAAAUGGCUGGGAUUCUGAUGACAAAGACGUUAAAAGAAGCACUAUAACCUAAAUAAUAAUAGACUGUGAGCUUCCAAAGUUGUCCACUCCACCUAAAUGAUUGAUUCUAUGCAGCCAUUAUUCUGUCAGCCGACCUUCAUCCUCCUCCUCCUCCUCCUCAGUGUUUACCUUUUAAUGUACCACAGCAUUUAUUUUCACCUAUUUUAUUUUGACCUUGUUGUAUUUAUUUUGUUUUUUUAUCAAGUAACUACUAUUUGUGUUCUUCUUUAAAGUAAUGUAAGUCUUCCAUUCAUGAUUAUUGUUCAAGUACAAUCAUUUUACUUUUUUUUAAAGUUUAUUGACAAUGCAGCCAUGCAGCAGUUUGGCAGCAUUGCCUUUGUGGCUUUAAAUGAUGUUAUUAAUGGGGAAUUAUUUAUAUUGUUUUGGGUCCUUGUUGUAUAUUAAUACGGAUGAAAACAACAAAGGUGAGGCACAAUACAUUUUGGUUGGAGCCAUUCAGAUUUUUUUUUUUGCGAGUGACAGCUGCUGUGUCUCAACUCAACAGUAAGGUACUGGACACAAAACUGAAGCUGAAUGAAAAUAUUUAUACAAAUAUUUGGCAAAGAAUAAAGACCAUAUACUGUUUAAACUGCCAAUGUCAUGUCACGUUUAUUUUCCUUAAUAAAAUAUGAAUUACUACUUC